GUUCGGCUUCACCGGACCCUGUACGCAUGCUCUAGUCCUGAACUUGCGGAGCCAGUCUAAGGCCUAGGCGCAGUCGCACUAAGCCUAAGCAGCCGGUGAUGGCGGUAGCGGCGGCGGUGGUUGCGGCGGGUCCGGGCCCAUGAGGCGACGACGGAGGCGGGACGGCUUUUACCCAGCGCCUGACGUCCGAGACAGGGAAGCUGAGGACAUGGCAGGAGUGUUUGACAUAGACCUGGACCAGCCAGAGGACGCGGGCUCUGAGGAUGAGCUGGAGGAGGGGGGUCAGUUAAACGAAAGCAUGGAUCAUGGGGGAGUUGGACCAUAUGAACUUGGCAUGGAACAUUGUGAAAAAUUUGAAAUCUCAGAAACUAGUGUGAACAGAGGGCCAGAAAAAAUCAGACCAGAAUGUUUUGAGCUACUUCGGGUACUUGGUAAAGGGGGCUAUGGAAAGGUUUUUCAAGUACGAAAAGUAACAGGAGCAAAUACUGGCAAAAUAUUUGCCAUGAAGGUGCUUAAAAAGGCAAUGAUAGUAAGAAAUGCUAAAGAUACAGCUCAUACAAAAGCAGAACGGAAUAUUCUGGAGGAAGUAAAACAUCCCUUCAUUGUGGAUUUAAUUUAUGCCUUUCAGACCGGUGGAAAACUCUACCUCAUCCUUGAGUAUCUCAGCGGAGGAGAACUAUUUAUGCAGUUAGAAAGAGAAGGAAUAUUUAUGGAAGACACAGCUUGCUUUUACUUGGCAGAAAUAUCCAUGGCUUUGGGACAUUUACAUCAAAAAGGGAUCAUCUACAGGGACCUGAAGCCGGAGAAUAUCAUGCUUAAUCACCAAGGUCAUGUGAAACUCACAGACUUUGGACUAUGCAAAGAAUCUAUUCAUGAUGGAACAGUCACACAUACAUUUUGUGGAACAAUAGAAUACAUGGCCCCUGAAAUCUUGAUGAGAAGUGGCCAUAAUCGUGCUGUGGAUUGGUGGAGUUUGGGAGCAUUAAUGUAUGACAUGCUGACUGGAGCACCACCAUUUACUGGGGAGAAUAGAAAGAAAACGAUUGACAAAAUCCUUAAAUGUAAACUCAAUUUGCCUCCCUACCUCACACAAGAAGCCAGAGAUCUGCUUAAAAAGCUGCUAAAAAGAAACGCUGCUUCUCGUCUUGGAGCUGGUCCUGGGGACGCUGGAGAAGUUCAGGCUCAUCCAUUCUUCAGACACAUUAACUGGGAAGAACUUCUGGCUCGGAAGGUGGAGCCCCCUUUUAAACCUCUCUUGCAAUCUGAAGAGGAUGUAAGUCAGUUUGAUUCAAAGUUUACACGUCAGACACCUGUUGACAGCCCAGAUGACUCAACUCUUAGUGAAAGUGCCAACCAGGUCUUUCUGGGUUUUACAUAUGUGGCUCCAUCUGUACUUGAAAGUGUGAAAGAAAAGUUUUCCUUUGAACCAAAAAUCCGAUCACCUCGAAGGUUUAUUGGAAGCCCACGAACACCUGUCAGCCCAGUCAAAUUUUCUCCUGGGGAUUUCUGGGGAAGAGGUGCUUCAGCCAGCACAGCAAAUCCUCAAACACCUGUGGAAUACCCAAUGGAAACAAGUGGCAUAGAGCAGAUGGAUGUGACGAUGAGUGGGGAAGCAUCAGCACCACUUCCAAUACGACAACCAAACUCCGGGCCAUACAAAAAACAAGCUUUUCCCAUGAUCUCCAAACGGCCAGAGCACCUACGUAUGAAUCUAUGACAGAGCAAUGCAUUUAAUGAAUUUAAGGCAAAAACAGGUGGGAUGUGUGAGUGAGCAUCCCUCAGGGUGAAACAAGAAGACUCAAAAUGACAGUCUCAAGGAGUCAAAUGUCAUUAUAUAGAACACUCUGAACCGAAGGAAAAAUCAAUAUGGAUUUUUCAAAAUCAAUCAAUGGUGCAAAAAAGAAAAAAACUUAAGCAAAAUAGUAUUGUGGAACUCUUAGGCACAUCAAUUAAUUGAUUCCUAGUGACAUCUUCUCAACUUUAUCAAGGAUUUUCAUGUUGAUGGCUCAGAACUGACAGUAUUAAGGGUAGGAUGUUGCUUCUGGAUCACUGUUGCAUUCUGAUUGUGUCAGAGGAUUAUCCUUUCAUUAGGCAAAGUAUGAAAUUGCCUAUAAUACUUGCAACUAAGGACAAAUUAGCAUGCAAGCUUGGUUAAACUUUUUCCAGCAACAUGGAAUCAAAGACAGAGGAAACCUAUCGAUGUUUUAUGUGCAACCUGAAUCUUUUUUUUAUAUAAAUAUAUAUUUUUCAAAUAGAUUUUUGAUUCAGCUCAUUAUGGAAUACAUCCCAAACUUUAAAAUGCGAAAGUAUUGGUUGGUGUGAAGAAAACCAGACAACUCCUGUUUCUUCUCUUGGUGAAAUAAUAAAUUGCAAAUGAAUCAUUGUUAACCACAGCUGUGGCUCGUUUGAGGGAUUGGGGUGGAACUGGGCUUUAUUUUCAGUAACCCAGCUACAAUACCUGUCUGUAAUACUAGGGUGGGUGGGAAUCAAUCUAUUUAAUCAUUUUUACUUGCGUACUGCUAUGUGCUAAGCUUAACUGGAAGCCUUGGAAUGGGCGUAAGUUGUAUGUCCUACAUUUCAUCUUGUCCUGGGCCUGCAUUGCACUGGAAAAAAAAAAAAAAAAAAUCAUCUGUUCUUAUACCAGUAUUUGGUUCAAGACGCCAAAUGUGUUCAGCCCAUGGCUGAAGAAGGACUGAAGACAGGAAAAAAUGCAUAUUGAAGGCGGGAAGGUGGCAAAGUGAGGAAGGAUAGGGACCCAGGGGAAGAGUGUGUAGCCAUGGUCCACUCUCUGUAUCUGAAUGCUUUACAGCAAGUUGAUAAGGUUUUAAGUUUUACUUCUUUUUACUGUAUACCUUCUGUUCCUUUUUUUUCCUCAACAAUUUCAAUUAGAAAAAAAGGUCUAAUUUUUUCUCCUAUACUGGGGCUACAUUUUUUUGAUUGUAAAAAUAUUUGAUGGCCUUUUGAUGAAUGUCUUCCACAGUGAAUAAGAAAACUUAGUGGCUUAAUUUAAGAAACAUGUUAACAGGACACUAUGUUUUUGAAAUUGUAACAAAAUUUACAUAAGUGAUUUACAGGUACAAAGAAUAAAAAUAAAGGUAACUUUACCUUUCUUAAAUACUUCUUGCCUUAAAGAGAGCAUUUCCAUGACUUUAGCUGGUGAAAAGGUUUAAUAUCUGCAGAGCUUUAUAAAAAUAAAUUUCAAUGUGUACUGGUAUAAUAGAUGAUCAUGCAGUUGAGUGUUACCACCUCUUUUUGUUUGUCUUUUAUAAUGUCUUCAGUCCAAGUGUGCAAAGUCAAUUUGUAAUAUUUUGCAACCCUGAGAUUUUUUUUUUUAAAUAGAUGCUGCUUGAUAUGUUCUUCAAACAUUUUUGAGCCAUAGGAUCCAAGCCAUAAAAUUCUUUAUGCAUGUUGAAUUCAAUCAGAAAAGAACAAGGUUUUACUUAAAUUGCAAUUCAAGUAAGAUAGGAUGAAAUCCUAUCACAGUAAGCAAAAACAGACCCAUGAAAAAUGAUUGGAAAUACACCUUUUCAAUCGUGCAAUAAAAGAAUUAGUAACAGCUCAUCUUUGGAUAGAAAGCCUUUUUUGAAAAAAACAAAAAAACCCCACCCUCUCAAGCUUCCUGUCUCCCUUAUUUGCAACAGCCUACUGUGAACUUUCUAACUGUGGCUAGUAAAUUAGAAGCUCCAAUGAUGAAAAAGGGCAGAAAUUGUACCUUAAGUGCAAAUCUUUGUUUUCUGACAAUUUGUGAUGUCUGAAAAAACAGAACUCAAGAAGCUAUGGUGGUUUGUACAGGUUUUAUUUCAGCCUGUAAAUGGCUUGUAGUAUUCUAAUACUUGUUUUCAAAUGUGUUUAUUAACUGUAGUGUCAACUGCCUGAACAAAUUCCAGUGAUAUUUUUACACCAAAAUAUUUCUCCUUAGUCCUAUUUGCUAGAAACAUUUGCACUGUGAUUGGAUGGCUGUAAGUACCCUAUAGUUAAACUGUUUUCAUAAUUAGUACUGCCAGCUAUGUUGGCAAACACUACAACUUAUCUGUAUAAAAAGCAUCAAUUGUAUACCUACUCUUCACAAAAAUAGUUUUUCUGACUUAACAUUCAUUAAGCAAAAUUAAUUUCCCAUGUUAUGGCAAGUUUAUUGGGAAAUUGUUUCGUAAAUGUAUAUCCCUACUAUGAUUGUGAAAACAUGUCAAGUGCCACACUGGUGUCACAGACAGAAAGCACACACCUAUGCAAUAUGGCUUACCCUAUAUUUAUUUGUAAAAAUUCAAGCAUAGUUUAAAAUAUGUCACUAUUACUAGUUGAGUGUCUAGGAGGGUUCUUGAUUAUUUCAGGUAAGUGUGUAAAAGAGCUUAAGUGCUUUUCUUUCAUCACUUAUUUUCUUUAAAAUCAGCUAUUACAGGAUAUUUUUUUAUUUUAUACAUGCUGUUUUUAAAUUAAAUAUUAUCACUGAGAAUGAAGUUUACUAAUUUGAUUUUGUAAGAUUUAUAAGCAUUACAGAAUAAUUAAACUGGGAUUUAUAAACCAGCUGUGAUUAACAAUGUAAAGUAUUAAUUACUGAACUUGAAUCAUAUUUUUAGAAAAGUUAUUUUUUCCCCUUUGUGGUCUUCACUAAUUUGAAUCCGUCAAGAAGGAUUUUCCCAUAUUAUUUUCUGAGACAGAAGGUAAUUUGGGGUGGGGGGAAAGGAUGCAUAUAUGAUAUCCCAUAAAUUCAACAUUCUUUGCUGUAGGUGACAAAUGAUUAUAAACCAGAUGCAUCUUAUGUAGUAUUAAUACACUGAACCUUUGAUUUUAUAUUUAAUAUAGGACCUAGCUAUUUUGGAUAGUCAAUUAGUCAUAUGGUUCCUAGCUGACAAGGGCUAGAUCUACAAUUAUUACCAUGAGAAAUGUUGAAUUUAUGAAGAAUAGAUUUUGAGGCUUUUGAAUAUGGUUAAUUUCUCAAAACAUCAGUGUCCACAUAUCUACCUUCUUCCAUAGGAGUAGACAUUAACAAGCUGGACAAAACAAUUAUAAAAGUAUAUGACUAUCACAUACGACCUAAGGUCUGUUGCUCAUUAAUACAGUGCUUUUCUUGUGUGAUUCUUACCACUAUAGCACAAGUAUUCAGUGGAUUAUCUGGGGUAACAUCUGAAAAGAUGGGUUCAUCUGUGUUUGUAUUUGCUCUUUAAAACUUAUUAUUUUUCUCCUAUCCAAAGUUGGCUUUGCAUCUAUCAGAGUAAAUAAAUUCUUCACCUGCCUUAUUAGGAGUGCUAUGAAGGCAACGCUUUUUCCGCUUUUCAUCUUGUAUUUAGUUUAAUGUAUUAAGAUAUUUGAUUUCAGAUUGAAUGAAUGUAAAUAGAAAUUAAAUGCAAAUUUGAAUGAACAUAAAA
Molecule: messenger RNA, 5363 nt
Organism: Orycteropus afer afer
Lineage: Eukaryota; Metazoa; Chordata; Mammalia; Tubulidentata; Orycteropodidae
Gene: RPS6KB1
Product: ribosomal protein S6 kinase B1
Biological process (GO): signal transduction; cellular response to insulin stimulus; protein phosphorylation
Molecular function (GO): ATP binding; protein serine/threonine kinase activity
Source: RefSeq, a predicted model, not a curated record